Messenger RNA from Phytophthora sojae, 1398 nucleotides. RefSeq lists its product as hypothetical. The record is from RefSeq and is a predicted model, not a curated record. Gene Ontology annotation, biological process: protein deubiquitination. Gene Ontology annotation, molecular function: cysteine-type deubiquitinase activity. The transcript is spliced from 4 exons. Lineage: Eukaryota; Oomycota; Peronosporomycetes; Peronosporales; Peronosporaceae. The coding region runs from base 1 to 1398 and encodes 465 amino acids.
AUGGCUGGGCCAUGGCUCGGCGCUUCGACCCGGACCAAGACCGCGCGCCUGCCGUGGCUGCUGCUCUUCUGGUGGACGCAGGCGCUGCUCUGGCUGCGUCGCUGGCUCAAGAGGCCGCUCAUGCGGCUCGGCAUCGGGUCCUUGGACGACGUCGAGGCGGUCCCAAGCGCCGAGAACGAGGCGGACGACACGUCCAGCGCUGCUGCUGCUCCCUCUGCAGAGCUUCAGGACGCGGCGCUGCCCUGUGGCCUGCCCAACAACGGCAACCUGUGCUUCGCCAACGCCGUGCUGCAGUGUCUGGCCGCCGUCCCGGUCUUCCUGGAGAGCGUGGACCGCGCACUGCGCAUGCGCUCGCAGCUGCACGUGGUGCGGCAGCCCGACGACGCUCAGGCGCAGAAGCUGCUGGUGGCCGAGACGCUCGUGAGUCUGCUGAGAGGCGUUUCCCCAGUGGAGGAAGAAGACCAGCGCAUGCGGCGCUUCAGGUCCGCUGCGAGUCGGUGCAGCUACUUGGUGUCGAGUGCUGCGUCCAGACAGGAGCAACAGGACGCAGAGGAGUUCUUGUCCUUCUUGCUGGAACUGCUGCACGAUCUGCUGCGGGUUCCAGCGCAGCCGCAACGAGAAGAGGAGGAGGAACGCCAGCAGUUCCUGCAGGCGGAGAAGUGGUGUCUCAAGAAGCUUAAAAGCUAUGACCCGAACGACCCGAGGUCGUACAUGCACGCAGUUGCAAACCUGGGCGAGGCGCGUUGGAGCCAUUUCCUCCGGCAGAAUGCAUCAGUGAUUACGGAUCUGUUUUCGGGGCAAACUGUGCGAGGCUCGCAAUGCUGCAGUUGUGCUAACCUCACGUGUCUUCACGAAGAGCAACGGAUUAUUUCCCUAGCGAUCGCUUCGGGGAAGGGCGAACAAACGCUGUCCGAGUGUCUGGAGCACUUUCGUCACCCCGAACAGCUCACAGGCGAGAAUCGUGUGUACUGCGAUGGCUACUGCCGCGCCAAGACCACACGCCUCACGCAAAUUCUGCUACAGCGUGUGCCGCCUGUGCUGAUUCUUCGGCUGCAACGAUUCAAGCAUACGUCGACGAGAGGACAAACAGAGAAGGUGGAUACGCCCGUGAGCUUCCCGUGUGGGAGCGAUGACCUGCUGGACAUCACGAUGAAUGCAUUUUUCAGAGACGAAGAGAAGCGCGUCACGUUCCAGCUGGCUGCAGUGUGCGCUCAUCUUGGCAACUCGAUUGACUCUGGUCACUACGUCGCGUAUGUGCGGCAUCACCAUUCUCGGCAAGAUGCCGCCGAGUGGCUUCGGAUCGAUGAUGACGUGGUCUCAGUGCUUGACGAGGCAACAUUUCGAAAAGAGACGCUAACGUCGGCUUACCUUCUCUUCUACACACUAGUCACAAGGUGA